CACCGCCCCCCCCCAGCCCCCCGCCCGCACGGGACCCCCUGUGGCCUCUCCAGGCCCUGGGAGCUGUCAGCAAGGACGGCUCAGGACGACAGCAGCCGGUCCCGGGACGGUCGGCUUUGCCAGUGCGCAGUUCCAGAGGGAGAUCCUGGAACCUGCGCGAUGUGCGGCUUCCAGCUCCCAGCGGCCAUGCCCCCGCUAAAGCCUGGAGCGCCUGGGGCACCCGCCGUCGGGCUCGCCCGCAGGCGCUCCUCCCAGACGCUCCCGUGCCUGCCGGCGCUGUCGGAGAGGCCGGCGCCGAGGGCGCACGCGCCUGGCCCGCGGGGUGCCUUGGCCGCCGUCGCAGCCGACGCCGCCCGCCCUUGCGGCACCCAGGCGAGCAGCGGCGCGGGAGAGGAACCGCAGAUCUUCCUGUUCGACGAGGACGACUCCGCCGUGCCGUGGGGCCUCGGCGACUGCUCCGGAGGCGAGCUGAAGGAGGCGGACGGCCCCGCGGUCGCGCUGGCGGAUCUGUUUUGCUUGGGCGCCUAGGCGUUGUGUGCCCCGUGAGGUCUAUCACUGCCUCGAGGAGCUGGACCGAUGGGUCUCCCGCGUCGCUUGCUCGCGCCUCGGGGUGCUGCGCCUGAUUUCUGUUCAAGCUCACGGGCGGCUCGAGGCAGUCCGUGUCUCCAAGCGUUGCCGUCCGCAUCUCCUCCUCCGAGUUCGCUCCCCCCUAUCAUCACUUCUCGUCAUCCUUCUUCCCCCUCCCUCCACCCACAAGGGGAUCUUGGCCGGAAGUCCAGAGGCAUGUGGCCUAAGGCUUCCUCCCUGCCUCCCUUCGUGGUCCGCGUCCAACGCCGUCCUGGCCCCCCACCCACCCUCUUCGCCGUGGCGUCUCCCUGGCACGGCAGGGCUGCACCGCAAGCGAGCCUGCUCCCAGGCGUCCCCAGGCGCUUCCAGAGCGCUCGCAGGCGCCCCCGGGCGCUCCCGGGCGCUCCCGAGCGCCUCCCUAUAGCGUCAAGUCGGGCAUGUCCCUUUGCAGAAGGGAGAUCAAGGGCGCCCUCGAGGGCGCGAAGUUAUUCGCGCUUCGCGCUUCGCGGUUCGGCUCCGAUUCCUCCUCGUCCUCCUCUUCUCCCCUGGGAGCUCCGCUCGGGCCUCCG
Molecule: messenger RNA, 1136 nt
Organism: Prorocentrum cordatum
Lineage: Eukaryota; Dinophyceae; Prorocentrales; Prorocentraceae
Source: the annotation of a GenBank genome assembly